Molecule: messenger RNA, 4689 nt
Organism: Topomyia yanbarensis
Lineage: Eukaryota; Metazoa; Arthropoda; Insecta; Diptera; Culicidae
Product: calexcitin-1-like
Exons: 7
Coding region: 797-1351 (184 amino acids)
Molecular function (GO): calcium ion binding
Source: RefSeq, a predicted model, not a curated record
UUGUGUCAGGCGCGGUGGACGGUGCAUUUUCGGGGUAUAUUGUAUUGUUUGGCUAUUGAAAGCGAUUGAUCGGUGCAAAUAAAAAAAAAGGAACCGAGAAUCGUAAGUUGUUUGACUACGGCGCGCACGUUGCUGCAGUCUGUGCUCGGCGGUCGUUUCAGUUUCCGAACCGUUCCGACGACGACGACGAAGACCAGGAAGGGGGACGGGCGAGAGAGAGUGGAAGUUUAAAUCCCAUAUCUGUCGGUACCACCACCCACAGAGGAGCGCGGCGGGUGCUGCCAGGGGGGAGGUGAUAGCCAGUUUUUCGCACUACAUACCGUCGACCGUACCGAGAGCCAUUCAAUCGUAGCUCGUCGAAGCGGAAGGAUUGUUUCGUGGCUCUAACGACGCGUUUCCCCCAAGUGUUUGAAGAUAAUAAUCAGCUGAGGUUCUGUGUGCUAUUGUUGCUGGCUUAAUAUCUAGUCUGUGACUGACUCCCCACGGUCGGAAGUGUCGGUAUUUUUUUUUCCGCGCUAUAAAUCGUAAAUAUAUCAACCGAUUGUGGUCCGAUUAUCCACGGUUUGUUAAAGAACCUGAAAGGAUCCGUUGGAACGUGAGCCGAAUAAGUGAGUGAAUCUAAAGGGCGAAAAAGAGUCCUGGUAAACUGAUUGUUGGUUGUAGAUAACGGUUGUGGGGGAACCCUCCGAAGAAAGGAUUGUUGGUCGAAGAUUUUUGUGACCGCUCCCCAGUUUCUGCAGAAAAACGAUAAUCCUCGUUAUUAGGGAAAAAGCACAGACCGCAAACCUCGUUAAACAUGCCAAUCUCCGACUUUCGCAAGAAGAAGCUGCUGUAUGUGUUCAACGUGUUUUUCGACGUGAACCAGAGCGGCGAAAUUGACCGCAAAGACUUCGAGCUAGCCAUCGAGAAAAUCUGCGAGCUCCGCGGCUGGCCGGUGGGCAACCCGCGAAAUACGGAAACCCACGAGUCCAUGUUCAAAAUCUGGGACGGUCUGCGCUCCAAGGCGGACAAGGAUAACGAUGGACAGGUCUCCGUCGAGGAGUGGUGCAAAAUGUGGGACGAGUAUGCACGGGAUCCUGACUCGGUGCUCGACUGGCAGCUGAGAUACAUGAACUUCAUGUUCGACCUCGAGGACGCUUCCAACGAUGGUGGCAUUGAUGCGGAGGAAUUCUCCAUCGUAUGCUCCAGCUACGGGCCGGAUAAGCAAGAGUGUCAGCAAGCCUUCCGAAAGAUGGCACAGGGUUCCGACGAGGUCAACCGGGAACAGUUUGCCGAAUUGUGGCGUGAGUACUUCUCGACCGACGAUCCAACAGCGCCCGGAAACUUCAUCUUCGGCAAAACGGCAUUUUAACGUAGCUAAAUGGACGACCGGUAAUCUAGCUGCUAGCAAGCACCCUUCGAACAACCAGUUCCGAGUUACGGUGGAUUUGGAUCCCCUCUAGCGUCAGCGGUUGGCGAUAGUGAAUGUAAACAAAAUAAAAAAAAGAGAGAGACACUUAUCAGUAGAACAAACCGAAAUCGGCGAAAAGAGAUCCAGUUUCAAUUUCGUUGAAAUUUACUAACGGUUGGUAGGUUGCGUUAUUUUUCCUCUAGCGUUCAGUUCCGAUUUUUUAUAGAAUCCAGUUCAAAGCAGUGAAAUUGAAACACACAUUUUAGAACAUCAAAAAUAAAGCUGACAGUCGCCGUUGUUGGCGACGACAACGAUAACGACGACGACUACGACAACGUCGAAGAAGUGAUUUGGUGCUUUCGGUUCGGUGCUCGACUCAGGAAACAGCAGGCGUUUUCAAAUUUAUGUACCUACCCCUGAUGCCUGUGCAAUGCAUCAAUCAGUUGGUUGGCUGCUGUCCCGGUGGAUGUCGCUGCUGUGUUAGCUUGGCGUUGAACGCUCAAAUCGGUUUACUGUCAGUCGGGGGUCGUUUUUCGUUUCGCGUCAUGAAUAAAGAAUAUCGCUUGAUGACUAGUUUUUGGUGGGGAGGGAAAGUGCACUGGAUUUAGCUAUUCUGUACCAAAAAGGGCAUUUUUUCUACACGAUUUUGGUUGCAACUGAAGCAUCUGAAAUGGGGGGACUAAAAUGAUUCUCGAGACGUGAUUAUAAUAAAUUGUAAAGCGCAGAGUAUGAUAAAUCGUUGUCCAGUGGAACAAGUUUUUCGGCUAGGUUUUUUGUUUCUCAACAAGCCCCGCAAGGGUAACGUGCUUUAUCUUCCAUUCUCGUUUGAUGCAAAAGGGAGGAACACAAGCGUGAAAGGUGAAUUCUAGGUUAGGACACUCAUUCUAUCUAUUCUUUGCUGUCUUCACAUUGCACAGCUAAAUCCACGAGAAAGUUUUUAUCGAUUAUGUCAUGGUUAAUUUUUUGUUCGGUUUUCAUACAUGCUCGAUGUUUGCUUGUUCGUAGGGUUACUUUGUUUUGAUUUGACAGUUCUGCGAUGUUUAUCAUAGCUUACUUUGAACAACAGAAAUUGGUUUUCUUCUAAGUUCUUUGAUACAAUUUAUGUUACUUUUAAUGAGUAUGUUUGUUUGCAUAGUAGCAAGGUGAAGCAGUGGAAUCUUAUUGUGCUCUAUACGGUUUUUUUUGGCUUCAUUCGUUGCGUAACUGUUUUUGUAAGCUGUGAGCUUAACUAGUUAUAUUCCAGCGAGAGAUAUAUGGAGAGAAAUUCAGACAAAAUGGGAACCUUCAAUUCCAUUGUUAAAAUCUAGCAGUGCUCCCAAAAAAGGUCGAUUGGCUUGGCUGACUCAAGAAUUUUACAGUUUCACUGGCUCAGGAUGGUGUCUCCGCAUAUCUCUUCCUGGAGGAAACUAGGCCAAACUACCGAAUUCGAUCACAUGACAGAUGGGGAUGCUAGUAGUGUAGAACGAAAUUGCUCGCAGCUCUAACAACUGCCCAAUUGUCAAAGUAAAUUUGUCAUACGGUCUUGACAUCCAGCAGAUAUUUAUUUGGUUUGUUGAGCAUCUCUGGCGCUGUUAUCUGAAUUUUUAUGAGAUUCUAACAACGAGAAUUCGGACGGGCCAAUGAAACGUUGAACAAUCGGUGUAAAUAGGUGUCCUUGUUUCCUUCGCUUCAGACAUACAGAAAGAAGUCUCAUAUUUGACCUAAAGAUAUCUCGUGCUCCGCGUCAAGGUAUUCGAUAUAUUUCUCCAGUUCCUCUUCAACAGAUAACACCAGACGGAUAUCUUCAAUAUACGCUAUUAUGAACUCUCCUAUCAUCUUGGCAUCCAGAUAAUGCACAGCCUACUUCCGUUUCGAGGCAACCACGGUAGAUGUUCUUAACGUUGAUUAUCGGGUAACGGGCGCGAAGGACCUUCCACGAAGUCUUCUCUAUAGCUGGGAGUGUUCGGGUGCAACAAUCCGCACAUUGCAUUUAACGACUUCGAUCUGCUCGGUGUGCUUUUCCUUAUAAACUCAUUAAACCCAUCUCGGUUCAAUGGUUUACCUUCCAAUAAGUUCAGCCGGUGGAACUGCAAUUCUUCGUUAAUUGUCAAAUGUCAUACUCGUAAUCCUGCAGUUAUCGAGGAGCUACGCCCGAAUUUUGUCAGCCAGAUCCUCUAGCUUCUUCCAGGUUCGCGAAUUGUAGGACUCUCCCGAAUCCAUUUCUCCGCCAACUGCUCUUUCAUUGUCGGAAUCUUCUUCUUCAAAUCAAAGACCACACAAAUAAAGAAGUCAGGCAACUCUGUUCAGAAUCUGGGGACAGUAGCUGAAAAAUCUCUUCGAGUAAAAAAGGGUUCUUUCUACAGUGACGUCUGCUUUUACAACCUUCGUACAAUAGAGGCGCUGUAACCUUUGUAGCUUCCCAUCUGUAAAGGGUAAGGAAAAAGAUGUCAGUCAUCGGGCAUACGUUGUCUAAGCUUAAACGAAAUCGACUUGAUUGCUUCCUUGGGCUGUUAUGCACUCAUGUUUACCUGUGUCAAGGGAAAUUCUGUGGGCACCGAGCUCGAUAAAACAGGCGUCACGAUUCACGGCAUUGGUGUCUGUUUUCGGCACUAGAAAGCGGUAACCCUUUUGAUUCACACAACACCCGACAAACGUUCACGAAUCUGAACAACUACUUCACUCGCUAAAAACCCGAAUGAGGCUCAUAGCACGAACGGUGUCCUUUAAGCAAUCGCGAAGUCAAUUUGUUUUGGAGGUAUGUGGGAAGCAAGAAUUGCCAGGCUUCUACCACCAUGAACGUUGCAGAGGCACCUAGGGCGCCCUGACAAAUAGGGUCCGCCGAGCAAAUAAGAAUCCAAGUACACAAAUGCUUCAGUCAUACCCUCAUGACUAAUCGCGGUCAAAAGAACACCUGAUCUUGUCCUCAAGCAAACAUAACUUUUAUUUCCCUUGUUGUAGACACUUUUAUUUCCCAUUUUCUUACUAAGGUAGGAUACCUUAGCACUUUUCUAUGCCUCGCUCUUCUUCUGGGCCCCUUCUUAACUCAAGCUCGUUGUCACUACUACUCCACCACUGUUUCCGUCCAUCGGCCCUGCUUUCUAUGGCACCGGUACGUCGCUACCAGAACUCUGUCCCCGACCCUGAAGUAUGUUGAUAGACUCGAGUUUCGACGAGAAUGGUUACAAUAUAUUGGUAUAACAGUCGAGGCUCAAAAUCGAUUAAUCUAGGGUUAACUACCUGGAAGCCUGGAUUCUCUUGUUGGCAAUCCAUUUUCUUAUUUCUGCUACUCGUACUUCACUCUUUUGCCUUUUUAAUUGCCG